Messenger RNA from Purpureocillium lilacinum, 1464 nucleotides. The record is from RefSeq and is a predicted model, not a curated record. NCBI's taxonomy places the organism in Eukaryota, Fungi, Ascomycota, Sordariomycetes, Hypocreales, Ophiocordycipitaceae.
AUGCACACGCUGUUACAGCAGCCAGCACUGCCGUUGUCCCACCUAGAUGGUCCUCCCAUCCAUGAGGCAGACGAGCUAGGGUUUCGGGAUCUGCCAGCGAGCGGACCAAACUUAGCACAGAAAUACUACGACGAGCGGUUGAAUCGGCUUGAAUUAAGCAACUGGACGAGCGUAGCAAUUGCCGACGAUUUCGCCGCGAGCGUGUUGUCAAACUACCUGGAGCUCAAUCAUCCCGUGCUAGGCCUCUUCGACGCGGGGCUAUUUCUACGGGACCUCACCAACUUACAGCACGACUUUUGCUCCACCUUUCUCGUCAACGCCACACUUGCUUUCGCCUGUCAAUCGUUUACUGGGAUCGAUCUACGCGCCGCUCCAUUGGCGUCAGCUUUCAUUCGCGAGGCAGAAAGACUUUGGCGUUCGGAAGGAUUACUUGACUCAGCGCUGAAUGUAGCAUCCAUUCUUAUGCUCAGUGUGAGCAUACAUACGUAUGGCGGAGACCUCAAGGUCACAGACUUGCUGGACGGCGGCCGCUGCAUGGCUCAAAGGCUGGGCAUGUUCGGUCCUCAACUGAGAAGCCCAAGCGGUGUCGGCUCAGGUGAAGUGUCCGUAGAGCACCAGCGCUCCAUGGCACACAUUGCGCAUGGGGCGUACAGCAGCCUCUGCACUUUCUACUACCCACAGAACCCAACGCACUUGCCUCCCUUGCGGCCCGCCACAGGUCCAGACAGCUUCGGCAAGUCAGCAAGCGAGCCAUUAGGCAUACCUGCGGAGGCGACUGAACUACCGGCGAUCGUGGACAGCAAGUUCACCGCGCUUUGCCAGUUCUGGUCCAUCAUGCAGGUAGUCGCGACCACCUACUUUGCCUCACGACCGAGGUCGAAGUCUGUUCGUGAGCCAAUACCUCUCCACUUUGCCGAGUCAACAUACCGAAAACUCCUAGCCUGGGCAAACACACUCGAAGGCGCCAUGUCUCGCGAGAACGGCGGCCCAGACCAGCUCAAGGGCCUCCUUCUCGACUGCCGACAGGACAGGAGGAAAAUGCUGCUUAUAGCGCAUACCAACGCCGCCAUCCUCCACGUCAGUAAUGCCAUGCUGCUGGAUGCCGCCGAUCGUGCUGGCCGUGGGAGCCCGCAAGAUCCCGAUUGUCGACCCUACUUCCUCCUCUGUCUCGCCAACUGCCGCGACAUGUAUACCUGCUUUCCAGUGUUUGGCUCGGUUGGACGUGGGCUGCUUGCCAUGGCGAUGAGAGACGGCGUGAUGGACAGCGAGAGCGCGAAACGUCUGGUCGCUACUCUAGACUCCCGUGGCACCCAUCACGACCCUACGGCUCGGAGAGCGUUGGGCACUUUUACGAUUGACUUUGCACUCGCUAUGAGGGAACCGGAGCAUGCAGAAGCAGCAACUCUAGCAAGGCAGUUUGAUGAGCUGACGUUAUUCGCCGACCUGACGACAGGAACGUGGUGA